Molecule: messenger RNA, 2202 nt
Organism: Chaetomium globosum CBS 148.51
Lineage: Eukaryota; Fungi; Ascomycota; Sordariomycetes; Sordariales; Chaetomiaceae
Exons: 2
Coding region: 1-2202 (733 amino acids)
Biological process (GO): protein phosphorylation
Molecular function (GO): ATP binding; protein kinase activity
Source: RefSeq, a predicted model, not a curated record
AUGGCAAACGCCGAGGAUACCAGUGCCGGCGUGACACCGGCCAUCUUCCGCCAACUUCACAUCAAACUCCCAACCCCACCCCUGACGGAACCGGCCUCAAGUCACAAGAGCUCCAAUGCCUGGCUGAAGAAACACCCCAAGGGCUUUCUCCUCAUGCACAACCUGAAGCCGAGCUAUCCAAUGGGCAAAUCCAUGCUUCUCCAGAGCAUCGAUACCGAUGAGCUCUUCGUGAACAAGCGGUUCAAGCGUGAGGCGCCAACUUUCCACGACGACGACCGCGAAUUCAAAAACCCGAAACGUGACAUUCUUUACUGGACACCAUCGCCCCCUGAGCUACGCUUCUCCACCUUGGAAGACCCUCGCGUGGAGGCCCAGCUCCCAGACGAGCCAUACUUCCCCAAGCUGCACGCGUACAGCGGGCCCCCAGAGCAGGAAGAGGUGGACGAUGACCUGGAUGAGGCCGACACCUAUUCGUUGUACUUCCAGCAUUACAAUGGCGGGACGCUGAGCAACCUGAUGGAGAUGUACAGCGACCGGCGCAUCGGGUCGCCUAUCCCAGAGUCAUUCAUCUGGCACGUCAUGGAACAGCUGUCGCGAGCCAUCUUGCAUCUUCAUUGCGGCUACAGCACUGCCGACCUCGACUAUCACUAUUACAAAGGCUCAGGCGGCAGAUCGCCCAGUCGGCCCGACAAGCGGAAGUGGAGGCGCAUUGUGCACCGUGCUAUCACGCCACACAACGUGCUGCUGCACUUUCCGGACAGCGACGACCCGCUUGAACGCUGUUUCCCGCAAAUCAUCCUGGAGGGUUUCGACAAGGCCGGGUUUGUCAACGACAGGCGGGACCUUUGGAGUCAAGGCACCAUCAGCAACCGCGGCGAGGAGGCCGAGACUGGUCCUGCGUGCUUCGAGGACAUACACCUCUUCGGCGAGCUCCUUCGUCGGCUGGUGACAGUCUACAACGGCGGCAAGAAUGACCGGGAGAGCCGACUGGACUACGACGUCAACGUGGAGGGCAAGCUCUCGCCGUAUCUCUCGAAGACUCUCAAGUUGCGCGCCGGGCAAGAACCGGCGUACUCAAGCGACCUGAUCAGCUUGCUGAAGAAGUUCGAAAUCCCAGCAUUGCAGAAGGGGGACGGGGCCCGCUUUUCGCAGCAGGGCGUGCAGGAGCAGAUCAAGGACGUGUUCUUCCUCCGCGACGAAGUCCUUCCGAUGGCAAUCAAGAAGGUCAGCGAGUACAUCCAAGAAUGGGGCGAGGACCCGGUUCUCCAAACCCCGGUGGCGGACAGGGACGACUUUGGCGACGUCUCCUGGGUCAGGCCCGCCCCAGACUUUGAGACGAUACCAUAUUCCACGACCAGGUACAGGGAAGACCAAAUUCUGGAACAGUACAAGAAGGAACUGAGGUGGCUGUUCGGGCCCCGAAGAGGCAGCGGCAAGGGGAAGCUGAAAGAAGGAGGAAGCAAAGGUGGUUGCCGCUGCGGAAAGCAAAAGCAGCCGAGGAUGAAGAGGCAGCCAGGGUGGCAGAAGCAAAGGCAACCAAAGCAGCGCAUGCGAAGGCCGCUCGUGAUGCACAAGCAAAGGCAGUCGAAGAAGCAGCCGCCGAGGGAGCCCUCCCGGGCUUCCCAACCAUCCGACAAGCCCCCACCACGCAAGUCCCAACGCCUCAUGAAGCGAGCCACUACCGAAGCCGCCACCAAGGCCGAGUCCCCAGCCGGCACCGACGUCGCCGCCGACGACGCAGGACACUCACCCACACCCGCACCCAAACCCACCGCCAAAGGCAAAGCCAAAGGCAAAGCCAAAGGCAAAGCCAAAGGCAAAGCCAAAGGCAAAGCCAAAGGCAAAGUCAAACCCGCGCCCAAACCCAAGCCAGCCCCGAAACCCAAACCCGCCCCCAAACCCAAACGCCCUCUCAAAACCACCGCCAAACCCAUCAGCCCCUCCCCCGUCGACAUCGACAUCGACGCCGACAACGACUUCACCACCACCACCGGCACACAGGUCUCACCGACCCUACAGUUCCGGCGCGACGUGCAGGAGCGGGUGAGCGAGGCGCUGGAAGUGCUGGAGCAGGUGGCGGACGAGCUGGAGCGGGCGGUGGCGUGGCAGCGGGGGGAGUCGCUGCGGGCGCGGGAGCAGAGGGGGGGUGAAGGGGAGGGGGAGGAGUUGGAUGUGAAUGUGGAUGGGCUGUGGAAGAGUUGA